UUAAGACCGCGAAGACGCGAAGUUUUACAUCACCGCAAAGAACCGGUGACGUUUUCGGUGGCGGCGUGUGACGCUGUGACUAACAGCCUGUAGAUCUCACUCGAUGACAAGUGAGCAUGUUGUUGGCAGUGCGAGCAUCUUGGGCAGAGCUCGCCUGAGUUAUAACAAGAAACGUGUGCAGACAUGAAACAUUUACAGCGCCACAAAAGGUCCAUUCACUGCUCACAAGCACUGCACAGUAGAGCUCGCAGCAGAGUCAGCAGUUUCAUUUCACUGUAAGAUCCCUGCUGAAAAAAACACAGAAAACCUGUUAAUGAUGGUCAAUGAUGGUCAAUGAUGGUAUUGUAGUGUGUUUUUCAGCAGGGCGUGUAGUGGAUGAGUGGGCUGUUCAGUUCUCUGUGCAGCUCCGCUUUAGGGUGUUAGUGCGUUUAUAACCGGAGUCGGAAUCGAAACCGAGCUCCGCACAGCGUGUCAGCUGACCUGCAGCUGAUCGGGAAACCGAAACAGAGAGCGGCUCCCGUCACUCAGACUCCUCAGAGAGCCGGGCAGGAGCUCAGCGCUGCUGUCCGCUGUGAGGGAUCAGGCAGAAUAUCAGCGAUCACCCCGACUAUUACAGUAAGCAGAAGACAAGCUCCCUGCAUGUGUGACAUACUUGGUGAAAUAGUCACUCUGAUUCUGAAGGUGAAAUAACACUCCCAGCUAUAUCAAGUCCAGGAGCUCAGGGAUGGAGCACACACUAAGUCCAGUAAGUCAUACUUACACCGGAGCUCCAGCAGGAGGCGACAGAGACAGCAGUAAAAGUUCUGAAGCCAGUAAAGGUCAUAAAAAAACAGGCAAGAAGAAAAAACAAGGAAAAAAGAAGCACAGUGCAAAAGGAAAGGAUCAGACACUGACAGAGGAGACGAGUGCUCAUCAGUGUGUGAACUCUGAGCACACACAGAGCCGGACCACCUGUGACCAGUCAACUCAGACAGAGACUGAGUCCACCCAGACACAGGCUACCCAAACCCCCCCACUCCAGUGCACUCACACUCAGUCUACUGAAUCCAGAUCAACCCAGACUUCAAUCUCCAAACUCACCUUGAAGCAGCUGUAUGAAGGCCAGGUGUCCAAAGGUCAAGACCAAGCCAGCUCUGCUGACCAGCUGACUGUGCUCACGUGGAACAUAGAUGGCCUAGAUGGUGAGGAUCUCAAGGAACGAAUCCCAAGCCUGCUGGAAUAUUUGGGAAAGUACCAUGUAGAUGUUGUGCUAUUGCAAGAGCUCAUUCCUCCUUACCUGAAGAUUUUACAGGACAUCAUGAAAGAUUAUGAGUUUCUGGAAGGCAGUGAUAAUGGCUAUUUUACAGCGAUACUGCUUAGACGGUCCAGAGUCGAACUUCUCGAGAGCAACAUUGUGAAAUAUCCCACUACAGAAAUGACAAGGAACCUGCUAAUGGCAACCGCAAAAUUCUCAGGUCAUCAGCUGUGUUUCAUGACCUCACACUUGGAGAGUUUAAAGAUCAGCUCACAGGAGCGCCUGAAUCAGCUGCGCAGGGUGUGGAAGCGCAUGAAGGAAGCAGCAGACAGCCAGACAGUCAUAUUCGGAGGAGACACCAACCUCAGAGACUGGGAGGUGAAGAAGUUAGGGGGUGUCCCGGACGGUAUUCUUGAUGUGUGGGAGAUGCUGGGAGAGCCUGAGGACUGCAGGUACACCUGGGACACUGUCAAUAACAACAACAAAGAGAUUCCCUUCCCUGCACGACUGCGCUUCGACCGUGUUUACCUCCGAACUGCAAGAGAGGGCCCUCAGCUCCGCCCAGACAGCAUGACACUGGUGGGGCUGGAGAAACUGAAGUGUGGGCGUUUUACCAGUGACCACUGGGGCAUUCUUUGUACUUUUUCUUUCCAGUCACAAAUUGAGCAGUGAUUAUGAACCUGGAUGGAUGGAUGGAUGGAUGGAUGGAUGGAUGGAUGGAUGGAUUCUUCUGAAAUAAAGGGUACUAAUUGAGAUUUUGUUCCCAUUUGCUGUGAUAACCAUCUCUACUCUACUGGGAAGACUUUACACUAGAUAUUGGAACAUUGCAGUGAGGAUUUAAUUGCAUUCAGAUGCAAGAGCAUUAGUGAGGUCAGGUACUGAUGUUGAAUGAUCAGUUCAUAAACUCCACUCCAGCUCAUCCCAAAGGUUGGUGCUUGGAUGGUGCUCCAUCACUCCAGAGAACAGUUCUCCUCCUCCACAGCCCAGUGCUGGGGGGCUUUACAUCCCUCAUGCGUAGCUGCUUCAGAGCAUCUCAUUUCAUUCGAUGCUUUUCAGUGUUAGAACAGCUGAUUUGUGUAAGGCACCAGACUCAAUGUUCUGUACCUUCCCAAACUAAGAGGUUUCUGGUCUCCAUAUUGAGGCUUGGAUUCAAAUGCCACUUCUGACAACUGUUUAACUGUUUAACUACAUUUUGUUCCUCUUUUCAAACUUUUUCAUUCCUCUCUCAACACAAGAAAUGACAGUAAAGAUGAUUUUGACUUUGA
This is a messenger RNA of Pygocentrus nattereri (red-bellied piranha), 2499 nucleotides long. It is a transcript of the gene tdp2a, whose product is annotated as tyrosyl-DNA phosphodiesterase 2. The record is from RefSeq and is a predicted model, not a curated record. Gene Ontology annotation, cellular component: cytoplasm; PML body. The transcript is spliced from 8 exons. Lineage: Eukaryota; Metazoa; Chordata; Actinopteri; Characiformes; Serrasalmidae. Gene Ontology annotation, biological process: double-strand break repair. Gene Ontology annotation, molecular function: 5'-tyrosyl-DNA phosphodiesterase activity; single-stranded DNA binding. Bases 725 to 1906 code for a protein of 393 amino acids.